ACUUGAAAACCUUGCUUUCAGUGUUUGUUUAUUUUCCGAUGUAAGAACGCCAAUUCAAAAUGGGGUCAAAUCUGUGUCGGCCAGGCGCUUGUUUUUUCUACAGCAGACGAAACAGGUCAAUAGCGACAGCUGUCAUUUUGCGUUUUCUGAGUUAAGAUCACCGCACUCUAUGAUAAAAUGUCUGCUGUUAAAAGAGGCCAACAGAUCCAUAGACCCGAACAGUUUUUAGCUGCAAAGAGCCUCGUAGACCGUGACGGCUACUCUAUUCGAAAGGCUGCAUAUGAAACCGAAAUACCAUACCAAACACUGAGGGAUCAUCUGAAUGGCAGAUAUGCUAAUAAAGUGACAACAUUUGGUCCAAGGCGGCUGUUAACCGCAGAACAUGAGUCAUCCCUCAGUAACUAUUGUAAAUACAUGUCGUCGAGGGGUGUGCCACUGUCCAGAUUAGUAGUAAAACAUUUAGCUCGUGACAUCAUUCACCAGCAAGGUGGUGGCGAUGUUGUUCCAUCUGACAAAUGGCUUCGGUGUUAUCUAAAACGUCACCCAGAGUUAUCUCUUAGAACUGCGCAUCCUUUGCAACAAGACAGGGUAGCAGUCACACAGGAUACAGUGGAUCAUUACUUUGAUCUUCUUGAGGAGACCUUGACUAAACUGAACAUUAUUCACGAGCCUGCUCGCAUAUUUAACUGCGACGAGUCUGGGUUUUCAGGCAGGCUUAAUCCUUCUAAGAAGGUCAUUGUGUCAAAAGGAACACGUUGCGCCUAUCAAUCAGUUGUUAAUAUGAGUGGCCAUAUUACCAUUCUUAAUGCUAUAUCAGCUAUAGGUCAAACUCUGCCACCUAUGUUGAUUUAUAGCCAGUGUCUUCCACGCAGUUACACGGAUGGUGUGCCAGAUAGCUGGGUCUUUAAAUCAACAGAGAAAGGCUAUAUUACAACAGAGCUAUUUGUAGAGUGGUUUACAAAGUGUUUUAUUCCAUAUGUUGGUGAGAAAAGGCCAGUUCUUUUGAUACUUGAUAACCACAUAACCCAUCUAUCCAAAUCCUUCCUGGAUGCAGCUAAAAAACAUAAAAUAGAGCUACUCUACUUACCUGCACACUCCUCUCAUAUAUUACAGCCCCAGGAUGUUGGUUAUUUUCAUGUCCUCAAACAAAAAGUUGCAGAACUUGCAAUUCAGGUAGGUUAUUUGGGAAUGAAAACACUUCCCAGGUCACUGUUUCCCAAAUUACUUGUUCAGGCGUUGAACCAAAUAACCGGUGCUACAGUUGCCACUGCAUUUAAAUGUUCUGGUAUUUACCCGCUGAACAAAAAUUCUGUUUCAGCCCUUUUGCCUAGCAGUACUGAGUGUGAUGCAAAAAAACACGGAUCUGCUUCUGAAAAUCAUGAGGUAGACCUGUGUGACCAUUGUGGCUCCUCUAAAGAAAACCCACUGGUAAAAAUGGGUUUAGUUGCCCCAGAACUUGCAAAUAUUCUCCUAAAACCACCUUCUACGGUACCAGUAAAGAAAUCUAAAGGUAAAAGGUCAUUCACACAUGCUAGGUCUGUUUUGUCGGAACCUGAAAAGAAAACCACCAAACACGCACCUGUUGUACAAAAGGUCACUGUUCAAUCCACCAGUGCAAAUGAUGCCGAUGAUACGGCAUUGUGUAUUGUCUGUAUGAUUGGUUCGAGGGAGGGGUAUUAUUGGAUUGGCUGCGACACAUGUGAUAAAUGGUAUCAUUAUGAGUGUUUACCAAACUAUGUACAGGUAGAUGUAGAUCUAAGUCUUGUUACAGGAGGGGUUUGGUGUUGUCGCUAUUGUCAGGAAGAAUAAUGAAAUAUAAGGUAUCACCAAUUCACAUUGACUGCAGUUAUGGACAUAAUAAAACAAACAGUUAAUAGAGACAUGUAGCUGAAGUGUUUAACUGUGAAAUUUUCCUUGUUAAAUGUUA
Messenger RNA from Mercenaria mercenaria, 1927 nucleotides. RefSeq lists its product as uncharacterized. NCBI's taxonomy places the organism in Eukaryota, Metazoa, Mollusca, Bivalvia, Venerida, Veneridae. Gene Ontology annotation, cellular component: nucleus. Gene Ontology annotation, molecular function: DNA binding. The transcript is spliced from 2 exons. Bases 178 to 1809 code for a protein of 543 amino acids. The record is from RefSeq and is a predicted model, not a curated record.